AUGAGUAUGGUGCUGGCUGUUGUUAUACCAAUGGCUAUUGUCAUCAAAGACGUAAGUUACGCUUACUGUUGUAAAAUUGACUUUUCAUAAAAUUUUAAUUAUGUUUAACAAUAUAAAUUUAUGUAUUGUAGUAGAGGAGUUAUAACGGUUUUCGUACGAAUCUUUCAUUAAUAGUAUGAAGUCUUUUCUAUGGUUAAAAACCUUUAAAUUUUCUUGUAAUGUUUAUUUUUCAGAAUUAUCUACCUGUUACCGGAAUGAGCAGAUUCAGCUUCUAUUUGUUUCAUUAUCUGUUUGGAUGUGUCAAAAUGACGUUGAUUAUGUUUGUCAUUGUUUUACCGUCAGCUUUUGUCCUAAAAGUAAGUUUUUAGAACACACUGGGUUUAACAUAGCAACUACAAUGAAUAAAUUUAUUAUUUUGGCAUACUGUAUUUUUUAGUACUUUAAUUUAUUUAUCUUCAUACUGUAAUUUUUUAAAAUUAUGCUUUUUUCAGUUUUUCGGGGUUUAUGUUAUGACAUUAAACAGUACAUUCCGUUUAAUUUAUUUUUUAAUGCCUAUAAGGACCUUUUUCUUUCAGCCAGCCGUCGGCAUCAGUCUACUGAUAAUAACAUUGGCAUUUGUGCCAUUUUGUGUAGCUUUUGCUCUACUUUGUGGUACUGUGAUGCAUCGCCCUGGAGCAGCAAUUACUUUGAAUAUAUUACUAUGUGUUGCGUCUUCAGCUUUGGCCUUAACUUUGGCAUCAAACCGACUUGAAGUUGGAUUGAUGUGUUACUCAUUUAACUCAAUAACUGCAUUGAAAAUGGAAAUUGCUGGCUUGGAGUUGUACCAGAGGUACGGUAGGCUUUGGGAUCGGCCAAGGCGGUGGUUUAGGAUGAGAUGGUGUUUUUUGGAGGGGGGAGAGGGAGGAUGGGUAAAAAAUUAAAAUUUUUUGAAAAUUUUAGAAAAUUUUUUGUUAUUUUUUAGACAUUCCACCAAGCGUAUUUGGCCGCUUCACCUAUCAUUUAGUUCUUCUCUUCAAUCAUUGA
Molecule: messenger RNA, 1023 nt
Organism: Bursaphelenchus okinawaensis
Lineage: Eukaryota; Metazoa; Nematoda; Chromadorea; Rhabditida; Aphelenchoididae
Source: the annotation of a GenBank genome assembly